GUGCGCGGGCUCCGCCUCCACGCGCCUCCCGGGCGGGGCUGCUUCCGGGUGGGUGGGCCGUUGACCGGGUGACCUCGGUGACCAGGGUGACGCCCGCCGGAGACUGGAAGCGCAGCCGGGCUCUGUUAACCGGGAUCCUCCGAGCCUCUGUCCCGGGGACCUGGAGCCGCGCCUGCCCCGCGCCUGCCCCGCGCCCAGCUCUACCUUGCGCCCUUCCGGGACUGGAGGAGUCCAGCAGCCAUGAGCCCCAACCCGCAGUGGAACAUCCCCAGAGCGCUGAGGGUGGCCGGACUCUUCCAGCUGGUGUGCGGGAUACGGGACGCCUGUGCGCUCCCCUUCCUCACCCUCUACCUGAGGCAGCUGGGCUUGGCCGCGCCCUGGGUGGGCAUCCUCAUGGGAACCAAGCAUCUGAUCUCAGCCUGCUGGGCUCCCUUCUGUGCUUUCGUGGCCAAAAGCUACCAGAAAAGGAGAGUGUUUCUGACAGGGUCGCUGCUGAGCUCGGCGGGGGCCAGCCUCCUGAUGGUCUUCGUCCCACCGGUGGACAGACGUCUGGACAACGGUUCUUGUAAUGGAAGCCGUAGCUUGACCAGCGCACUCCUGCCACUGGGGGUCACACUAACCACGACCACCACCUCCUCCCCUACAGGGGUGACCAGCUUCCCAGCCAGCACUGGACCCCUGGUGACCUCUGACUUCCCAAAUGGACCUGGAGAAAGUCAUCAGGAAACUUAUAGUGCUUCACGGGGCGAUUUAGUGCGUUCUGAUGAGGGGUUCAGGACCACCCUGGGAGCCCUCUAUCCUGGCACUUCAAGGGUGAAAAAUAAUUCCUGGGAAGGUGCUUUUGAGGUGGGCAGUGCUACCCUGAGUCGGCUUCCUAGGGGUGCAGCCCUCACAAGCCCAGCCAACCUGUCGGUGGGUCAAGGGAACGCCCUUGAAGGAUUUCAGUGGACCUUCAUCCUCUCCUUGGGGUUCAUAAUGUUGUGGGAGCUGCUGACAGCCCCGAUGGAGCAGGUAGCAGAUGACAGUCUCUAUGAAUACCUGGAUUUUGUGGAUGCCACUGACCGGAGCAGAGACCUGUGGAUGUGGCGAUUGCUAGGUAUGUCAACAGGUGUGUGUGGCAUCGCAGCCUUGGCAGGACAGCUGGACUGCUUCCUAAUGACCAAAGGUCCUCAGGGUGUGAUGCACUUCUACGGUUACUCCAUGGUCAGCAUCCUGGCCUCCGUGGUGAGCAUUGGCUUUCCUGUCCCCAUCUACCAACAGCAGGGACUGAGCUACAAACUGGCCAAAGCACUGUCCCUCAUAAGGGGUGACCCCCGCCUCAUUCUCCUAGCCCUUACUGUCUUUUGGAUAGGAGUCAUCACCAGUACUGUGCAGAACUUUCUGUUCUGGCACAUGAAGGACCAUGGCAGCAGCGAACUGGUGAUGGGUUUCUCAGUGGCUCUGAGCUUGUUGGGAGAAAUCCUGCUCCAUCCAUUCAGAACUCUGUUGCUUAGGAAACUGUCCAGGGUGGGCACUCUGGGACUAGGCCUGGGCUGCUUAGCUACACAGCUGAUCUACUACUCUUUCCUCUGGAGCUGGUGGUCUGUCCUCCCUGUUCAGAUACUGGGUGCCAUCAGCAAUGGGGCUCUGUGGUGGGCCGUGGAGGACUCCAUAGAGGACCUGGCCACCCCUGGCAUGGACAGAUCUCUGAGUACCAUGUUCCGAUACUACUUUUAUGAAGGCGGCUGCAGCUUGGGCAGCUUUGUGGGGGGCUUUGUGAUGAUGCAGGCCAGCCUGGACGCACUCUACCGAGCCUGCUGUGUGGUCCUGUUGCUCUGGCUGGCCUUGUUCCUGUCUGUACAGCCCAGGCUGCCCCAGGAGCGAAAGAUCAAUUACUCGAAACUGCUGGCCAUCGAGGGGAGUGACACCAGCGAUUCUGAGCAGGGUUCAGAGCAGGACUGGCUUGUGAAGGCCAUGAGGGAGGAGCACUUGGACUGGAAGGGCUGAGAGUCCACAACACAGUGACCAGGAAAAGCACCCAUGGAUCAGACAGAACUGCCUAGAACGCAGGGAGUGUUGGAGCUCGUCUGUGCCAGUGACUCCACAAGAUCAUUUCAUUGUAUGAUUUACUUUUAUAGUAAUAGGAGAUUUCACUUUUUUUGACAUGAAAUAUUUUUUAAAUAAUGGGAGAAUACAGUUGCCACAUAUAUGUAUAUAUAGAUAGAUACAUA
This is a messenger RNA of Jaculus jaculus (lesser Egyptian jerboa), 2210 nucleotides long. It is a transcript of the gene Mfsd6l, whose product is annotated as major facilitator superfamily domain containing 6 like. NCBI's taxonomy places the organism in Eukaryota, Metazoa, Chordata, Mammalia, Rodentia, Dipodidae. Gene Ontology annotation, cellular component: membrane. Bases 241 to 1986 code for a protein of 581 amino acids. The transcript has a single exon. The record is from RefSeq and is a predicted model, not a curated record.